AUGAUGAAGAAUUCGAUAACAACAGGAAUCCAUCCUGUAAUGUACGGAAAUUAUGGCAAUAGUAUGAGAGGGGACGAUGAAUCUUCAAUUGCAAGUUCCAGUAAAUACAGCCAAAUUCAUAAAAAUUAUAGCGAUCAAGUCAAUUAUAUUACAUUUAAUCAGGAUUGUUCUUGUGUAGCCAUAGGUUUAAACUCAGGAUACAAGAUCUUCAAUUGCAAUUCAAAUUUUGACAAAUGUUAUCAGUAUGUCAAGAAUGAAUCAAUAGGAUUGAUCGAGAUGUUGUACACCACAAGCCUAAUUGUUCUAAUUGGUCUAGGUGAAGAUUAUGGUAGUUCACCCAGGAAAUUAAAAGUCGUCAAUUCCAAACAAAAUUCGACCAUUUGUGAUCUAGUGUUUCCAUCCACUAUACUAAAUAUCAAGUUGUCCAAAAAAAAGUUGAUUAUCUUGUUGGAAACUCAAAUUUACAUUUACGAUAUAUCCACAAUGAAAUUAUUGCAUACUAUCGAAACUAGUCCUAAUUUGAAUGGCUUAUGUGCUUUGGCGAAUACAGAUAUGACAGAUAGUAACCACACGUUUCUAGCUUACCCAUCACCUCCAAAGACAAUACUUCAUGAUUCUUUGUUGGUAAAUGGGGUAAAUACGAAUGGUGGUAACAAUUCAAUUCAAAAUAACAUUCAAUCUGUCAGUAACUCACCAAACAGGGUUGGUGACGUUAUAAUCUUCAACACGACUACCUUGCAACCAUUGUCGGUGAUUGAAGCCCACAAAUCAGUUUUAGCAGCUUUAACUCUAUCAAAUGAUGGAACUUUGUUAGCCACUGCUUCUGAUAAAGGAACUAUUAUAAGAAUAUUUGAUGUUCUCACAGGUGUGAAAUUGUUUCAAUUCAGAAGAGGUACAUACCCAACCAAGAUCUUCUCCUUGAAGUUUAGCAAUGACAAUAGCUAUAUCAUUGCAACAAGUUCGAGUGGCACGAUUCACAUCUUCAGAUUGGGAGAAGAUGAAGCCCUCGAAAACAAGCACAAAAGAAAAAGACAAACAAAGAAAAGGGCCAUCAAUGAGGAAACCAUCCAGGAAGAAAGUGAACUCAGUGAUAAAACUAAGGGAUCAUCUGAUAUCGAUGAACAGGCAGAUGUUGAUGGAGAAGAAGAAGAGAUUAGGGAUGAUGGGGAUGAUAGUGAUGCAGAUGAAGAUGAAGAGGAAAACGAAGAAGAAGAAAACAUCGUUAAUAAACAACGAAAAUUAUCACAAGGAUCUACUGGAUCAUUCACUAGUAUAAAUAGCGGAUUAUCUAAUGAAGAAUUACCGUCAAUGCAUAACGGGACUAAUAAAUCUGAACCCAUAAUUGAUCAAACCAGAUUGUCCGUAGCAAGAAUAAUCCGUCGAUCCUCACAGACAUUGGGAAGGAAGGCUGCCCAAAGAAUGGGAGAUUUUCUUCCUUCUAGAUUUUCUUCCAUAUUGGAACCAACCAGGCAUUUCGCAUCCAUAAAAAUUCCAAGUAUUGCCAAAGAUGUUAAAUCAAUAGCAGCAAUGAGCAAUGAAUUACAAGACGAUUUGGUCCCUCAACAGUAUUUGACCAAAUCUAAGGAUCCUCAAGAAGUGGAUGUUAAACCAAAAGACCUACUCAAUUUGAAAUUGCUUCAUAUCAAUGUGAUCACUUCUGAAGGGAUCAGUUAUACUUAUGGGUUAGACCCAGAAAGAGGGGGCGAUUGCAUUUUGUUAAAUCAAUUUUCUUUGUUAGAUUAG
Molecule: messenger RNA, 1743 nt
Organism: Yamadazyma jaroonii
Lineage: Eukaryota; Fungi; Ascomycota; Pichiomycetes; Serinales; Debaryomycetaceae
Source: the annotation of a GenBank genome assembly